UACAGACCCUGCCACAGGCAUGGGUGUCCACUAUGUGCGGCGCCAAACCUACGAAUAUUGGCGGCAUUGUUAGGCAAUUGAUCUGUUUAGUCCUUGCGACACUGCUCAGGAUAAGCGUUUAGAAGAUAGAUGGAUAGAUAGAUAGAUGGAUGGAUUGAAGUUUUGUUCUGUCUUUUAUUCACUUUUAUUCGCUGUCCCUUUGCGCGCGUAGUUGUCUUAUUUGGUCUAAUAAACUGUUGAUUGUUAACCUUCACACCUUUGUUAAUGCGCUAAAAUGACGGGUUACUUUCAAAAUUGCUAUAAUUCAGUGAAGCGGGGUCCCGCUGAUGUCGAUAAGCGACGUUCAUGGGGAAAAAAACUUUUUAUAUAAAACCUCCCCCCACAGAGAAAAUAAUAAAUCUAAAUGGUUUGCAUUGUUACAACUCUUUGUUCAGUUAGCCUCACAUUUUCAUUUUUUUUAAACAAUGAGCUAAUGCCUUCUAAUCACCGCCCAGUUAUUGCAAAAUGUCAUUCACAACUGCGUAGACAGUUUCAAAACAACAAAACCCAGAAGGUUAUAUUUUCUAAACAGUCCAAACGAAUAAAUCUUACCAACAUUUGUUACACUUAUUUACUGUUGAUAAACAUAAUAAAGUCAUUUUGUGUUGGAAAAAAUGAAGGGGCUUUGCAGUAAUUCCACGGAGCUUAGCAUUCACUGUUUUGAUAAUAUUUAGCUGGAGAAGCUGGGUUGUGUACAACACUAAUACCGAAUCUAACAACCCAGGUGUCGGCGGAAUAUCCCCGAUCUGAUCUGGCAAUCCCGUUGUAUCGGUGGGGAGCGACUGAAUCCAAUCUGGCAGCCUAUGUACCUUGCCAGAGCGCGCCCCCCGAAUGUUAUCUGGCAACCCAGGUCUCACGGUGGCGUGCACAACGUAUCCAAUCUGGCAGCCCUGAAGUGGUUUAUCUGGCAACCUCAGAUCCAAUCUGGCACCCUGGUACCGGCCGUACCGAACUCCGCAGAUUCUACACCGCAUGAGAAAACAAGUAACUUUGUAAGGACGGGAUUGUGCAGUGGCAUGUGUUGAUACAUCAGUGAUGUUGGAAGGUGCAUGAGAAGAAAAGGUGGAUAAUUGCAGUGCACCUUUCGGGCGUUGGUCACAGCUCUGAACUCGUGAUCGAUGGCUGAGAGUCUAGGUCACUGGAUUACUGCCUUCUCAGACAUUGCUCUGUCACUCACUGCCCUGUACACUGCUGGCUGUCUUUUCAAGGAUCACCGGGCCCCGGCUGUGGGCCUUUUCCUGGUUGGAAUCUCUGCAGGAUUAUCCUCACUUCCUGAUUCCAGUCUGCUACCAGCAUGCAUCAGGCAGGACCUGGAGUGGGCGGGUGAAGCGCUGGGCCCGGCGCUGGUCUCCUUCGACUUCCUGUGGCUCAGUGAAGACCGACUGACAGCCCAGGUCCUGCUGGCCUGCUCAGUGCUGCUCCCCGGGCUACGUGAUUGGCUCUCUCAGGAGGGCCUGGUAUCUCUGACACACUGCCUGGCGCUUUCAUCACUGUCCUGCUCGCUCACUGUGAGCCUCUUCACAGGCAACGCCGCUGGGGUGCUGGGAAGCGUGGCCCUUUGCCUGCCUGCUCUUCUGGCCCCUAAGGCAGGAGCCAGUGCUCUUUCUGGUUUCGUUAUGGCUGGGACCAGAGAAGAACCAUUGAACUGGCUCUUAAAAUGUUCAUUGGUGAUGGGAUGCCUGUCCAUAAAACAGGCACUCUGUACAUACCUUCUGGAUCUUAAGAGAGGAGAGUGAGUUGUACCAUUUAUCACAGACUUGAAAAAAUUGAGGCUUUGGAAGCUGUGCUGCUUUGGAUGCUUCCAGUCUUUGUAUGCAUUCACCCAAUGGGAGCCCUUUAAGUUUAGCACGUCCCAUUGGUUACCAUUCAAUGACUGACAGCGCAGUGCAGUUCCCUGCACUUCAAAGUGCCUUUUUGCUGUUCAGCCCUGAGAGGAAAGUCCCCCCCCCCCCCCCCCCCCCAUAGAUGUGCUUUGCAUUUGUGCUGACCUACUUAAUCCGCAAGCGAGAACCCACAACGGGAGGCUCGCAUUACAAAAUUCACACCCACAAGGUUCAGAUAAAAGUGUCAGUAUAUUUGAGAGAGGUCACAUGCCCCGUAGUGACGGAGUCAUGCAGCUGUGGGAGGCCAUUGUUGCUGGGAGGUGGGAGUCACAGUGAAGCUCAUUGUUCUGGGGGGAAGAAAGGCAGGGAGGAGAGCUUCCUGUUAUCAGAUAUCUCUGUGGAUGAUCACAUCGUAAACUAGACUGUUAUAAUGAUCAUUAUCUUUGUUGUUUUAAAGUUAACCUCCCGUAUUAGUUGGACUUUUCCAGAAGUUGUUUUUCUACAAGAGUGAAUUGUCAUGCAUGACUCUGGACGGUUUAUGUGCAGGAAUGGGCAUGAUUGAUAAGGAUCUCAGUAAGGGCUUGGUGAGUUUGCUUAAUCCUCUGUCUCCUCACCAUCGCGUGUGUCUGAACCAGAGACUUUGCCUUUAAGCCUAAAAUAAAAAACCUGUUUUUCAUCACAACGCUGUAACUGGAACGUGGCCACUGAAACCAGACAGCCGGCAGCGUGUUUUGAGAACGCACCUUCUCGGUGUUUGCGGGUGUGUUUCGGGGCCUCGUGUGCUUGGUGAGCCACGUGCCCUCUGCUGACGCAGCCCCUUUGCAGGAGCAGCAGGAGCACAGAGGCCUGGGAUCAGCAAUUACGUGCUGGCCCACGUCCCAGUGUGGGUGCACCACGCGUCCAUCAAGGCCACGUAUAAUGAGAAAGCUUUCCUCUUAUCCUAUUUAGAAUUCGGGUGCCUAUUGUUUAGUUUAAGAACCUAUUAACAAGAAAAAAUGCAAAGUAUUUAUAUAAUGUUGCAGUUGCUUAAUAAAAAAACAGCUGUUAUCUCAACAUGUCAUUUUGAAUGUUUUUUUUUGCUAGAAAUUAUUAAUGUCCAAAGGCAUGUGUGAUAAAUUAUGGUAAAAAUGCGUUUUUUUCAUUUAGCUGUUGAACUGGCGUCGGUAGUUAAUAAAAGGUCACUACGGAGAGUCUAGGAAGCUUUCAGAGGGAUGUUACUGUGACCUCUAUCAUAAAGUGAAUUGUCGUUCAGUAUAAUAAACCUGAAAUCCCCCAGCAAAUCACACUAUGAGCGUAGUUUAAAAUGAUAAAUUUAGAUACAAUAUCCCUAGUUUUAUUUCUUUCCUGAUGAAGAUCUGUAAUUAUUAUGCAACUGUAGUUCUGUUUCCUUUAUAUUAAUAAUAAACGGAAAUCCCUUCUAGUUUCCUGUCUGAAUGUGCUACAUUAUGCUUUUUGACAAGCAUGCUUGUGUAAAAUAACGUUUACUGAUCGAAUAACGGGGGCAGCAAGUCACAACGCACACGCUGCCCUUGAAGCUAGCAGGGUCUGGUUUGUCUCAUUCGUCUCCCUUACUCCUGCUUUGCCACUGCGGAGGAGAGAGGGAGCGCACUGAGCAUGCUCUGUAGCAGCAACCUUUAGAUGGAUUAUUUGGGGGGAGGGGGGGCUUCGCGGAAGCCAGCAGAGCCGUCAGCAGUACAGUGAGGGAGGGGGAAUCUGUGGGAUUCCUGCUGUCGAGGCAGAGAAGAUACGAAGCCGGGGGAUCGGGGCAGGGUCGAUGGACGGGAGGGAGACAGGCUGCAGGUGACCACGGGUCUGAAAGGAUGCGGCGCUUCUCAGCGGUAAAGUGGAAGGGUACAUCAGACCAAUGUGGCUUCCAGCUGAGAGCGGGUAGAGGACCAGAGAUACGACCUCAGAAACAAGCAUCUGGACCAGGAAUAAUCUGCUGGUCACCUUAAUGAAAAUGAACACGAGUCUCAUGGAGCAAGUGACCACUGGGACUGGUAACUGAUUCCGAGUCCAAUUUCCAGGUCAAGAUUUUGCAAUGCAAAAUUCAUUUUUAUUUUUGUUAUUUUUUUAGUGUUGUUAUUAUUAAACUCCUCAGAAAAAUUCUCCGGUGCUGAGCUUAGGUGCUUUCAUCCUUUUAAUGAUUGCCACUGUCUUCUGGGGUAUUUAAAAUUUUGUAGCAAUGUAUGCUUUCUACUCUCUGCUGGUCUAUAUCUUCUACACGGUCUUCAAGAAGGAGGAGUUAGCCCUAGAGGGGGAGGGGCCUGACAGAGCCAGCGAGCAGGUAUGUUUGGCUGUAAGGCCCUAAUCGCCACGAGACGUCCAAUCAGGGGAAGUUCUUCUGUAACGUAUAUAUCUUGUUCCAUAAAAGUCACAGUCGACUGAUAGAAAAUGUGCGGCUUCCAUAUUUCGUUGAGGAAAAUUCCAGUGUCGUGGUGUUUGUCAGUAAAGUCUGAUCGUUUUAUUUCAUGUCGGCUGUUAGAUAUUUAUUCGUUUUCUCCACACAUCCUCUCACAGAAUGAUAUGGAGACGAGGCAUGUUUCCAUGGAAACACAGAGCAAGAGCAGAAAUGGCCACACCCCCAGUUUGGCACAAAGAGGGUUUGACAGGUCCAGUGACUCUGGGGGCAGUAGCAGUGACAGUGAUGGUCUCAGUGAUGAGGAAGAAGAUGAUGAUGAUGGUGACCAAGACCCGGGAGCUGCCGCCGGCACCCCACUGGCUGCAUUUCUGUCUUUCAAGCAGGAAGCGGAGCGGAGGACAGGCUCCCAGGGCUCGCUGGAGCACGGAGGAAAGGUCCCUGAGUCCCCGCUGGUGGUGGUGAUGUCACACCUGCUGAGCUUCCUGGAGCAGUACGCACACCUACAGCAGCUGCAGCAGCAGGCCGAGCGGUACCGCUCUCAGCUAGAGCAGCGCCACGCCCGGCACAGGCGCCAGGUCCGGGUCCUUCGGGCCUCCUACCGCCAGCGGCUCCGCGACAAGAACAGCAUCAUCAGCAGCCUGGAGGAGGCCAUGGCGCAGCAGCAGGCCGGCUCCCUGGGGAGCGACGCAGGGGACUGCAGCCCAGAGCCUGGGUUCCAGGCCGGGUUGCACAGGCUGGUGGAGUCUCUGUGCGGCCUGCAAGGCGAGAGGAGCCGGCUGAGCAGUGAGCUGCACUCACUGCACUGUCAGCUGGAGCAGAACGACCAGGACCGGCAUGUGCGGGCGCAGGCCUGCCAGCAGCAGAUCGAAGAGCUGAAGAAGUGCAUUGAAGAGAGGGAGGAGGAGCUCUCCAGACUGAGGGCGGAGUCUGGCGUGACGGACUCGGAGAAGCGGGUCGUCUGCCUGACAGCCGAGAACGAGAGCCUGAAGCAGAGCCUGGCUGUGACUCAGGGUCUCCUGCAGCAGUUGUCGGUCCUCCCGGCUCAGUCAAGCUCCAUGCUCCUCAAGGAGAACGAGACAUUGAGGAGCCGCGUGCAGCAGCUGGAGAGCUCCCUGCACCAGCGGGGGGAGCAGCUCUCCCACCUGGAGCGCCGCAGCGAGCAGUCCGAGUGGCAGCGAUGCCAGGAGCUCAGGAGGCGUGAGGAGAGGCUGAAGGAGCUACAGCUGGAGCUGGACAAGGAGCGGGGCAAGGAGCCCACGGUCCAGUACGUUACCCGGACCAUGGAGGUGGAGUCCCCAGCGACACAGAGGCAGCUGGCCGAGGCCAGGGAGAGGAACGAGCUACUGUCAGAGAAGCUGUCCACCCAGAGCAAGACGUGCCGGCAGCUGGAGAAGCGGCUCAGGCUCUCUGACCAGGAGGCUGCUGGUCUCCAGCAGAAGAUCGCGGCCUAUGAGGUGGAGAUAGAGAAGCUGCGAAGGGAGCUGCUGAAGGAGAUCGGCCACCUGGAGGAGCGUAAGGAGGAGGCAGUGAGAGCAGCCGCCGAGUGCUCCGAGCAGCAGCUGCAGAGCCUACGACAGCAGUUCAUGGGCCUGCAGAAGCGGCUGGCUGCCCUGCCCCCGACCCUGCGCUCCAUGAAGACGGACUACGCCAGCCUGCGCAGCCAAGUCCGCAGCUUCUCCGACUUCUACGGGGCCGCUGUGGCGGAGGCCAAGAAACAGCUUUCUGUGGUCAUCAGUGAGAUGUCGGAGGCCAACAAGGAGCUGCUGGAGAAGUACAGGAAGGAAGUGGCGCUGAGGAGGAAGUACCACGAGCAGCUGCUGGAACUUAAAGGGAACAUCCGUGUGCUGUGCCGCGUGAAGCCUGUCCUGAGGGAGGACCAGCAGGAGGACGGGCAGGCGGUCGUCGUGACAACUAACCCCGACAAUGAGUCGGCCGUCAUCGUGCUGCACAAGGGGAAGAGUCGCACGUUUGAACUGGACAAGGUGUUCCAGCCUCAGGCCACUCAGGAGGAGGUUUUCCAGGAGAUUGAACCCCUCGUGACCUCCUGCAUUGACGGAUAUCAUGUCUGCAUCUUCGCUUAUGGACAGACAGGAUCUGGGAAAACAUACACCAUGGAGGGCACCGUGGAGAACCCAGGUAUCAACCAGCGCGCUCUGAAGCAUCUCUUCAGUGAGAUUGAGGACAAGAAGGACAUGUGGACCUACUCUGUCAACGUCAGCUCGGUGGAAAUCUACAACGAAGUUCUCAGGGAUCUGCUCAGUAAAGAUGGAGAGAAACUGGACAUCAAGAUGAACCCAGAUGGCACUGGCCAGCUCCAUGUCCCUGGUCUUAGGGUUACUGAGGUUAAGAACUUCAAGCACAUUAAGAAGAUUCUGGCCACGGCAAAGCGGAACCGGGUAACUUUUGGGACCCAGAUGAACCACAACAGCUCUCGCUCCCACGCCUUGCUGACCAUCACUGUGCUGGGAACAGACCUCAUCAGCGGCACCAAAACAUGCGGCAAGCUGAACCUGGUGGACCUGGCUGGUUCAGAGCGGGUGUGGAAGUCCGGGGCAGAGGGCGAACGCCUCAAGGAAGCCCAGAACAUCAACCGCUCCCUGCUGGCGCUGGGAGAUGUAAUCCAGGCACUGAGGGGCCGGCAAACACAUGUGCCGUUCAGGAACUCCAGACUCACCUACCUGCUGCAGGAUUCCCUGGGCAAGGGCAACAAAACAGCCAUGUUAGUGCAGAUUUCCGCCCUGGAGAGGAACGUGGGGGAGACUAUGUGCUCGCUUAAGUUUGCCCAGCGGGUGUGUGCGGUGGAGCUGGGGCCUGCUACGCAGAAGAUCGACAGGACAGCCCAGUGCGAACAGUGCUCCUGAAUCGACCAGGGCCACCAACCGUCUCGGAGGACUACUACUACUCCUGGGCCUCGAAAGCAGACCCAAAGAUCUCAAUACUGACUAUGAGCCAAUCCGUCGAUUCCUAGGUGGACAGCCCGCGGAGGCCUUCCGUCAUCAUCAGCGGUUCUCCAGCAGACGCAGGAAUACGAGUGCUCCAUCGGGAACCAAAACCUCAGCUCAGAACAAUGAGGGCCUCCGAAUGGUGAAGAGGACAACAGCAAACAGCUUUACAAACUUCCAGCCUAAAAGCAGAUACUCAUGUCAAGUAGAAUAAGGAACCUCCUUUUAACACUGGUCAGCAGGGGGCGCUGUGAGUGCAGAACAUCUGGGUUUUUGCAUGUCUUGGCUUUCAGAAAUGGCAGCUCCUCAGUCGACUUGCAUGCAAAGAACUUGAAUGCUGGAGCCUCAGUGCCAAAACAAGUUGUACCUCACUGACCUGCAGUGCACCCCGACCCCCUAACAGUGAACAUUCUUGGUUUUACUGCAUUUACAGGAAACCAGGGCAGGGUUGGCUGAUCUCCACUUCAAACAGUCACAGCAGACUGCCCUGUCUUAGCGCAGUUAUCGCUCUCUCGCUAUUGUGAAGGGGUCCAGCCUCUAGAAAUGAGGUACAAAAGGAAAGGCAUCAUUCGCCUGGGACACUGUCGCAAUGUUAUUUAAAAAAACAACCAAUGUAAAAUAUAUGGCUUCGCCCUGCAGACUGUACCCUGACAGUCUGACAGUGGAGGUGCUGAGAUGUAAUAGCACCAUAUAGAAACGUCUGCUUAGGAAGUAAGACUCUGCUUUUGUGAAGUUUGAGGUGCAGCAGGUAUGCAACACAAACCAAACAUGAACCUUAGUGUAUUUGCCAUUUCUUACAUGUGAUUUUUAGCCCUUGGGAGAGAUUUAGUCAGCUAUCAUGUUACAUCUGUAGUACAGCGUUAACCUUUAAAAACAUUCACGAGAUUCUUUUCAACCUCAACUGAAUCCUACAUAGAAUCAUUUUUGGGCUUUUAAACGCAACUGCUAUUAGUCAGUGAUUAUUUGGUAUGUUUUAUUCUGUAGAAAUGGUUCUAGAGUAUAUUUAAAAGUAGUUUUAUUUAGUCAAUAAAGCCUCCCUUUAAGAUGCAUAUGUACAGUAUAUAUAUAUAUUCCUAUACACACCCGACUUGUGACAAGCUCUCCAAGUCAGUGUCCCUCGAGCCUGCCCUCGGGGACCCCCACAGCCCUCGGGGACCCCCGCAGCCCUCAUGUUUGCUGCCACAUAGCUCACCUGAACCAAGUAAUUAAGUAUAAACCGAUCAAGAACAGCAAAUAUCAGGUACAGGUGUUCGAGAGCAGAGAGCCAACAAAAAUGUGGACUGAGCGUCCAAGGACUGGGUCGUGUUAUCAAGUUAAAUUUCCAGGUCUAUGACAUAAUGGUAAAGUCAGUGCACUGAGUUUCACAGCCAGAAAACCAGUAAAGAGAAAUAAGCACCUUAAUGUUUAUGUGACUGGGUGUACUGGGCAACACAGGACUCUGGCUGCUGCAAAAGGUGAAGCGGAACCAAAUGGACAUCGGCACAAAGAUACCGAACUCAAAUCAUCACCUUGUCAAAAAGUUAAAUGAGCGUCAAGUGAAACAUUGUCAGCAAUGUGACCAGUGUGCCAACGACGUAGAGAGCAAUAAACCAGUAAAAACAAAAA
Messenger RNA from Brienomyrus brachyistius, 8771 nucleotides. Its product is annotated as kinesin-like protein KIFC3. The coding region runs from base 4257 to 7085 and encodes 942 amino acids. Gene Ontology annotation, biological process: microtubule-based movement. NCBI's taxonomy places the organism in Eukaryota, Metazoa, Chordata, Actinopteri, Osteoglossiformes, Mormyridae. The record is from RefSeq and is a predicted model, not a curated record. Gene Ontology annotation, molecular function: microtubule motor activity; ATP binding; microtubule binding. The transcript has 20 exons.